AUGUCCGGACCACGCGUUGCAUGGAUAGGCCUCGGCAACAUCGGCCGAGGCAUGACCCGCAACAUCGCCCAUAAAGGCCCCCAAACCGGUCCUCUCCUCCUAUACAACCGCACCCUAGCCCGAGCAGAAGCCCAUGCUACAGCCCUAUCCCCAAACGCCAAAGCCGUCGACCUCCCAACAGCAAUCAAUCAAUCAGACCUGAUCUUCAUAUGCGUUGGCGACGACACAGCCCUCGACGCAGUAGUCACCAACAUCCUCUCCCAACCAACAGAUCUAAGCAGCAAGACCUUCAUCGACUGCUCAACCGUCCACCCAGACACAUCCCGCAAAACGGAAUCAAACUUCCAUGCGCGCGGCGCCGAGUUCGUAGCGUGUCCCGUCUUCGGUGCGCCGAACAUGGCAGACGCAGGACAAUUGAUUAUGGUACCCGCAGGCCGACGGAGCGGGAUUGAAAAGGCGAGGCCGUUUUUCGACGGCGUGGUCGCGAAGAAGACGCUUGAUCUUUCUGCUGGGACUGGUGGUGAUAUUGAUGUUGGGAGGGCUGGGAUGCUUAAGGUGUUAGGCAAUACGUUUAUUUUGAAUACUGUGGGUGUAUUGGCUGAGUCGAUGGUUGCGGCUGAGGCGUCUGGGUUGGGGGUUGAGCCGUUUAAGGAGUGGCUGGGGUUGUUUGCGCCUGGGCCUUUUUCGAGUUAUGCGGAGAGGAUGGAUAGUGGGGAUUAUUACCGACGGGAGGAGCCGUUGUUUGCGGUUGAUCUGGCGCGGAAGGAUCUUAGACAUGCUGCGGAUGUUGCUGGGGAGGGGGGAUUGAGGAUGAGGAAUGUGGAGGUUACGGAUUCGCUGUUGCAGGAUGUUAAGGCGGAACGGGGAGAGAAGGGGGAUUUGGCUGCUGUUUAUGGGGCUGUGAGGAAGGGUGCUGGAAUGAAAUUUGAAAACCAGUAG
Molecule: messenger RNA, 939 nt
Organism: Penicillium brevicompactum
Lineage: Eukaryota; Fungi; Ascomycota; Eurotiomycetes; Eurotiales; Aspergillaceae
Product: NAD(P)-dependent oxidoreductase
Exons: 2
Coding region: 1-939 (312 amino acids)
Molecular function (GO): oxidoreductase activity, acting on the CH-OH group of donors, NAD or NADP as acceptor; NAD binding; NADP binding
Source: RefSeq, a predicted model, not a curated record